AUGUAUGAGGAUACAGAAGUUGAGGUGAUAUAUGAACUAAAUGAUCUUAUUGGAGCAAAAAGACAAGGCAAGUUUGAUGGAAAGAAAAAUGUGAAGAUCUGGAAGAGACAGAAGGGAAUUCACAAAGGCAGUCAGAAUACCUUUGCUAAAGAAGUGAAUGCAACUAAAUGUGAGGAAUAUAAAGUCAUCAGUUUAAUUACGCAUGCGUCAAAGAUCUUGCUUAGGGUACUGAAUAAAAGACUAGAAGGAAAGGACAGGGAUUACAUCAGGAAAACACAGUUUGGUUUUAAGAGAGGAUGUGGUACCAGAGAUGCAAUCGGAGUCAUGCGUAUACUCUGUGAAAAGGUAUUAGACAAUGGAAAGGAAUUCGAUGUCUGCUUUAUGGACUAA
Messenger RNA from Penaeus monodon (black tiger shrimp), 390 nucleotides. RefSeq lists its product as uncharacterized. The record is from RefSeq and is a predicted model, not a curated record. The transcript is spliced from 3 exons. The coding region runs from base 1 to 390 and encodes 129 amino acids. Lineage: Eukaryota; Metazoa; Arthropoda; Malacostraca; Decapoda; Penaeidae.